This is a messenger RNA of Pteronotus mesoamericanus, 2982 nucleotides long. It is a transcript of the gene SCML1, whose product is annotated as Scm polycomb group protein like 1. Gene Ontology annotation, molecular function: protein binding. The coding region runs from base 314 to 1510 and encodes 398 amino acids. The record is from RefSeq and is a predicted model, not a curated record. The transcript is spliced from 8 exons. NCBI's taxonomy places the organism in Eukaryota, Metazoa, Chordata, Mammalia, Chiroptera, Mormoopidae.
GCUGCGGGUGGUCCCUGGUUCGCGCGCCGGUCCUUAGCUUGCGUGGGGCGCCCGGCCGGACGUCACGUCAUCCGGCUCGACUUCCGGUGCGACCUCGAGCGGUCGAAAGGGUCUUCGCCGUCGACGCUCAGGAAGACCGUCCACCGCUAGCUGGUGCCCGCGUUUUCCGGAGGCUCGUUCUGACAGGAUUUGAAGAGGAGUAGAAGGUUUACCAGUCCUAGGUGACCAAGCAGUUUCACAAAUAAACCCUCCAACGAGUUUAAAAAUAAUUAGGCCUACCCCAGAGAAGUGGAGUUGAUCCUGUUGCACAAAGAUGUCUAGCUGCUCCAGUGAAGUCGAUGUGAUAAGAACUCGAAUAUCUACUGGUGAUGAUGAGAACGGGGAUCUUUAUGCAUAUGAACCAAAUCCUACAUAUGCAAAUCAGCAAAGUGUUCAGUCUGACACAUCCUACGAAGAACAACAAAAAACAAUUGUGGAUGUCCUGAGUCGUUGCCAGGUCAUCCAGGAUGCUAUUCAAAACCUGGAUAAGAAGUUUAACGUCAUGAAUGGAAAAGUUUCAAAACUUUACCGUUUUCGUGCAAAAUUAAUCUGGCAAAAUCGCAAGCCACUUGGAUAUGCAUACAAGCAUUAUAAUUACCUGCUUUCUAGAAAGAUGAAAUUGCAGAAAUUGAAGAAGAAGGAUGUGCCUGAUGUGCCAGCUGUGCCAGCUGUGCCUGCUGUGCCUGCUGUGCCUGCUGUGCCUGAUGAGCCUGAUAAUAUGUCUGAUGGGCCUUUUCCCUCUUCAUUGUCUCGUAGUCACAGUUAUAGCCCAACCACGCCUGUAAGAAGGCCAAUAGAUUCCCAGGAUAGCCCUCUAGGAACAUACUACCAGUCACAGGAUUCCCUUAUCCAGGAUCACCAUUCAUUCUAUGAGGACCACGACACACACCUUAGCCGGAGUCCAACAUUUCCACCCUACUCACCAUCAUAUCCAUCACAUUACACAUCCAAUGAUCUGGUGCAGGGCUCCCCAUCCAUGCCCUGCUUUGACAGCCCAAGGGCUCACAGCACAGCUAAUGUUAUCUCAGCUGUCCCAGCUUCCACAUCAGUACCUGCAGCCAUGCUGGGCCAAGGCAGGUCCAGUCCAGCAUACAACCAUGAUAUUAUGGCUUACCCAGCUUUGCUGCAAAAUGAAAGCCACGGCCAUACUGCCACAUCUCUCUGCAUGCCAGCCGGCUUCGCUACAGGUUCAUCAGUUGGAAAUGACCCAGGAGCACUACAAUAUCCCUACUAUGCAGACCCUGCAGAUUGGUCCGUAGAGGAAGUGAUCCUGUUUCUGAAAGAAGUAGAUCCUCAGACGCUCCUCCCCCUCGCCGACCUCUUCAGGGAACAUGAAAUUGAUGGGAAAGCUAUGCUGUUACUCCACAGUGAUAUUAUGAUAAAGUAUAUGGGGCUUAAGCUGGGGACAGCUCUGAAGUUGUGCCACUACAUCGAAAAACUUAAAGAAGAAAAAUGCAUUGUUGACAUUUGAGAAAAUGUUUGUGUAGAUUUAGAUUGGACUUAAUUCUGGGGAGACCAAUGUUAUCUUGGUAUAAAGUCAUUUUACUGCCCUUAGAAACUUUUGUGUUGUAGAAGGUUCCUCUAAAAGUUUGUUACAUACAGAAUCACAGAGCUACAUUACAGUCCAGUCUAUUUCAAUAGAAAACAUUUAGUGUAUUAUUAUUAGCAUACUCAAAUGGGCAGUUUGUGCUUAAUCUUUUUGUUGUUACUAUUUUGUCGUUUACAAAUAUACUUGAGAUAAGAAACAGAGAAAUACCUUUGACUUGGUUAACGUUUAUCUAUAGAACCAAAACAGCUAAAUCCCAAAGAGAAAGUAUUAGGAAUUGACAGGUUCUCUGUUAAAAUCUAUGAGAAGCUAUCCUUAGAAGAAAAUUUAAAGAUGUAACUGCAGAUAUCAUCUCGCAAAUAUUAUAUGUCUGUAAUAGCAGUGUUCUGUUCAUGUUCUACCAGUUUCCAGAAAGGGAAUAGCCAUAUAACUUAUUUUCCUUUUGUUAUUGUUUCUCUUUAUGUUUAUUUAUUCCUAUUUAAAGAAAAAAUAACCUUAUAAGUGUUCAUAAAGUGUUCUUACCAGUUCUUUUUUGGUAAGUUAUAAGAUAGAUAGAAUGGUUGUUUUAUGCAAUAGAUCUUAUACUACAGGGAUGGUUUGGGUGCACUCUGGCCAUAUGCUUUUCCAUUAAAUAAUGCUAUUUUAUAACUUUUAAAAUAUUUUGCCUAAGCUCUGAUACUUAACCAUUUAUAGUUAACAUCUCUCUCUGAAGGUGCCUAUGUCCAAAUUUUUAAAAGAUGCAUAUUCAUACUAAUAUUUUAUUCUAUAUGUGAAGUUUACACACAAGUAAAUCUUUUUUUAUUUAAAGUGGCACUUUGCACUUCUACGGAAAUAUACAUUGAUCUAUAUAUAGUGAGAUGUUUUAUUCUGCAAAAAAUACGCACAUCAUUUGCCAUCACUAGUACCUUUCAGCUCACUCUUUUCCACACAGGAAAGUUCUCUGUCCUGUGCAGUGUUUCUAGUUACUUUGCUUUCUGAGCCAUUUAGUCUACUAAAUUAUGGAAGGUACAUUAGUUCAAGUUUAUCAUUUUGGACUUCAUUUUAAGUACUGGAAAUUUCAAGCAAAACAUGUUCAUUGUUAUUUUGUUAUUUAUUACACUGUUAUGUUGUAUAACAUUUGUUGUAAUGUUUAUAAGCUAUGAGAAUUGGUGCUAAUUGUAUUAGCCAUUUGUUGUAAAUGCCAAUAAAUGUUUGCCAGGGGCCAGAAUGUACAUUUACGUUUUAGGAAACCAAGUGUCCUUUUAUAUUUAUAAGCAAAUGCAACUAUUACUGGGCAUAUGUGAUCUAAACAAUGGUUUUAUCUGUGUUAUUCCCUCUGUGUUAUAAGACAUUCUAAUUUGUACUUUUAAUCUCUUGAAUUAUUUCAGUGAAGAUGCUGUGUCCAGUUGAACAGUCCU